AUGGCUUCUGCUAGUGCUAAUAAAAGACGUAGAGCUGAAACUGAAAGUGGAAGAGGAGGUCGUAUAUUUAACCCAUCUUGGACAAAUGAAUAUUUUGUAAUGGAGCAAAAUAAUUCAAUUAUGUGUCUCAUUUGUUUUGAAAAAAUUGCCGUGUGCAAAAUGUAUAAUGUUAAUAGACACUAUACUACAAAACAUGCAGCAACUUAUGAUAAAUUCAAGGGCCAAUUUCGUGUUGAUAAGGUAGAACUGCUAAAAAAAAAUUUUAUCGGGCAACAAUCAAUAAUGAAAAGUAAAGUAAUUAGCUCAUACAGUGCUACCAAAAUAAGUUUUUUAAUUGCAGAAAAUAUUGCAAAAAGUGGUCAACCUUUUUCUACUGGAGAUUUAAUAAAAAACUCUAUAAAACAAUUUUGUAAUGAGGUAUGCCCUGAAAAAAUACAAUUUGCUGAAGAUCUCAGUCUUUCACACCAGACAAUUGCAAGAAGGGUUGAAGAUCUAUCAAAGAAUAUUGAAUUAGCAUUGAAAGAAAAACUAUGUAAGUGUGAAGCAUAUAGUCUGGCACUUGAUGAAUCAACAGAUAGAAAACUGUUGGAUUUCAGGCACAUGAAAGGCACUACUAAAGGGGAAGAUAUUCUUUCUGUAGUCAAAAAAACAAUGAUAAAGUUUGAUUUGCCAGAAACAAAACUCUCUGGUGUCACUACAGAUGGAGCAAGUUCAAUGAAAGGAAAAAAUAUUGGAUUUGUGGCAUUAUUUAAGAAAUCCAUUAAUCACAACAUUCUUUCAUAUCACUGUAUUAUACAUCAGGAACAGUUAUGUGCAAAAGUAUUAGAAAUGAAAGAAGUCAUGGAAAUUGUUAUCCAAACUGUUAAUUUUAUAAGAAGUCGUGGCCUUAAUCACAGACAGUUCAAACAAUUGCUUGAGGAUUGUGGGAGUGAGGCAGAAGAUGUAAUUUAUUUCUGCCAAGUUAGAUGGCUUAGUCGAGCUGCAACUUUGAAAAGAUUUUGGAUAUUAAUACCUGAAAUAAUAAAGUUUCUAAAAAUUAAAGAUAAAGACACAAGCUUUCUUGAAAAUAAUGACUGGCUGAAUGAUUUGGCAUUUUUAGUUGACAUUACACAGAUGUUAAUGGAAUUAAAUAUCAAGUUGCAGGGUAAAGAUCAACUUAUUAGUAAAUUAUAUGAAAAUGUAGAAACAUUUGUUUUGAAAUUGAAACUUCUCAAACAACAAUUAAGUCAAAAAUCACUUAUCCAUUUUAAAACAUUGUCAGAAAGAAAUACCAACACAGUUGACUAUGAAAAAUAUUGUAAUCUUAUUUUAAAAGUAAUUGAUGAAUUUGACACAAGAUUUUGUGAUUUUAAAGAAGUAAAGAAUGAGUUAGACUUAUUUUCACAUCCAUUUUCCAUUAAAGUUGAGACAGUAAGAGAUGAAUUUCAAAUGGAAUUAAUAGAACUACAAAACAAUAAAGAUUUGAAAGAUGCUUACAAAGAUGUUGAAUUGUUAGAACUUUAUAAAAAAUACAUGAACAUUGAAGUUUAUCCACAAUUGUGCAAACACGCUAUGAAAUACUUUUCCCUUUUUGGAAGCACAUACAUCUGUGAACAAUUUUUUUCAAGAAUGAAACAUGUUAAAUCAGAGCAGAGACAUAGGUUGAAAGAUGAACACCUCACUGAUACACUUCGGAUUUCAUCGUCCACUAUAAAAGCUGACAUUGAUCAAUUGUGUAAAAAUAAACAAUGCCAAGUUUCCCAUUAA
Molecule: messenger RNA, 1746 nt
Organism: Hydra vulgaris (swiftwater hydra)
Lineage: Eukaryota; Metazoa; Cnidaria; Hydrozoa; Anthoathecata; Hydridae
Source: RefSeq, a predicted model, not a curated record